AUGUCUGAGGAAACUGUCACAACUCCAGUGACUCCCAAAAUGAGUGGCUUGGCUUUGACCGAGUACUCCGCCGCGCCCACUCCUCCAUCCGAGCGCUCUGAGCGUAUCCCCGGUGUGCCUCCCAAUUGGGGCAUCCCGGAGGCCUUCCUGCUUCCAAACGGGUAUCCAGACUAUCUCAGAUUGAUUCUCACCUCCCGAGUAUACGACGUGAUCGACGAAAGCCCUCUCACUCAUGCCGUCAAUCUCAGCAAUCGACUCGAAAGCCGAGUUCUCCUUAAGCGAGAAGACUUGCUACCCGUCUUCAGCUUCAAGCUUCGUGGCGCCUACAAUAAGAUGGCCCACCUGAACCAAGAACAGCGUUGGAAGGGUGUGGUGGCUUGCUCCGCUGGCAAUCACGCUCAAGGAGUUGCUUAUUCGGCUCGACACCUGCGCAUUCCCGCGACCAUUGUGAUGCCCGAGGGUACACCGGCUAUUAAGCACUUGAAUGUCGCUCGCCUUGGAGGCAGUGUCGUCCUCCACGGCAACGACUUCGAUGCUGCCAAGGAAGAGGCACACCGAUUGGAGAAGCAGCACGGCUUGACCAACAUCCCUCCAUUCGACGACCCCUAUGUUAUUGCUGGUCAGGGUACCAUUGGUAUGGAGUUGCUGCGCCAGGCAAACUUGGAGAAGUUGGAGGCAGUAUUUUGCGGCGUCGGCGGCGGCGGCCUCAUCGCCGGUAUCGGUGUGUACUUGAAGCGCAUUGCCCCUCACGUCAGAAUCAUUGGAGUCGAAGCCCAUGAAGCCAAUGCCAUGGCCCAGUCUCUGCAUGGCGGUGAACGUGUCCUCCUCAAGGAAGUUGGGCUUUUUGCAGACGGUGCGGCUGUCAAGACUGUAGGCGAGGAGACUUGGCGGGUUAGCCGGGAGGUCAUCGAUGAAGUAGUCCAGGUCUCCACCGACGAGAUCUGUGCUGCCAUCAAAGAUGUCUUCGAAGACACCCGGUCUGUCAUCGAGCCUGCUGGGGCACUUAGUCUCGCAGGACUGAAGAAGUGGUGCUCCAGAAACCCCAGCCCUGACCCCGGCCGCGAGCUCGUCGCGGUGACGUCCGGUGCCAACAUGGAUUUCGACAGACUGCGUUUUGUCGCUGAGCGUGCUGCUCUUGGUGAGAAAAAGGAGGCUCUCCUGAGUGUCAAUAUCCCCGAAAAGCCCGGUGCCUUCUUCAAGCUUGUCGAAGUCAUUCUACCUCACGCGGUGACUGCGUUCAGCUACCGCUAUGCUCGUGAUGAGUCGGCCGACGUGCUCAUGGGAAUUUCAUUGUCUGCCCAAACGGGGCGCGAUGAUCUCAUGAAGAUCAUGGGUGAUCUGGAACAUGCUGGUAUGUCCGUUCGGGACUUGAGCGACGAUGAAUUGGCCAAGCGUCACGUCCGCUUCAUGGUGGGAGGCCGUUCCGACGUCGCCGACGAGCGUCUCUUCAUGUUCGAGUUCCCUGAGCGACCUGGUGCGCUCGCGAAAUUCUUGACCACGCUUCGCCCCAGUCAGAACAUCUCUCUCUUCCACUACCGCAAUUACGGCGGUGACGUGGGUAAGGUCCUUGCGGCUAUUCAGUGCCCAGCUGAGGAGAAAGACGGUUUGGAGUCUUUCUUGAGAGACUUGGGAUAUCCUUUCAGCGAGCAUACUGACUCGCCUACAUACCGCACUUUCCUCCGCUCUUAA
Penicillium diatomitis is the source of this 1689-nucleotide messenger RNA. RefSeq names its product threonine dehydratase, biosynthetic. The record is from RefSeq and is a predicted model, not a curated record. The transcript is spliced from 2 exons. NCBI's taxonomy places the organism in Eukaryota, Fungi, Ascomycota, Eurotiomycetes, Eurotiales, Aspergillaceae. Gene Ontology annotation, molecular function: threonine deaminase activity; pyridoxal phosphate binding. Bases 1 to 1689 code for a protein of 562 amino acids. Gene Ontology annotation, biological process: L-threonine catabolic process.